GGUCCCCGUCUUCUCCAAUAUGUUUCGGUAUAAAUAGCCAAACUCCUUCAUGACAUUGUAAUCUAACUUCCUUCGUCCCUCCAUCAUCGAAGCAGAUAUAUAAUUAAUGGCUUCAGAACAGAAAACUUACCGGUUUGACGAGGUAUCAAAGCACAACGAAUACGAUGAUAUAUGGUUGAUCGUUUCCGGAAAGGUUUAUGAUGUAAGCAUGUUUUUGCUCGAACACCCCGGAGGUGCUGAAGCUAUGAUAGCAGCAACUAAUAAAGAUGCGACGAGUGAUUUUGAGGAGGCUGGACAUAAAGAUGAAACUAGAGAAAUGAUGCAGAAAUUUUGUAUCGGUAAGAUCGAUGAAUCAACUCUUCCAUCAAGACGCCGACACAAUGUAUCUACAACUAAUAAGAUCUCUAGUUUAGACCCGACUCAAGAACUCAUGGUCAAGAUACUAAAGUUUCUUGUGCCAUUCUUGGUACUGGGCUUGACUUUCACAGUCCUACAAUAAAGAGAAAUGCUAGAUUUUAUGUUGUUUACUUAAUAAAAAUGUGUGCUUGAUUUAACGUACUUUUUAUUUGUAAUUUAUGUGCAUUGUAAUUGAAGAGUUGAAGAAAUGCUUGAUUCCCUUCUUUCUUUC
Messenger RNA from Helianthus annuus (common sunflower), 628 nucleotides. RefSeq names its product cytochrome b5. The transcript is spliced from 4 exons. Gene Ontology annotation, molecular function: heme binding. The record is from RefSeq and is a predicted model, not a curated record. Bases 107 to 499 code for a protein of 130 amino acids. Gene Ontology annotation, cellular component: membrane; intracellular membrane-bounded organelle. NCBI's taxonomy places the organism in Eukaryota, Viridiplantae, Streptophyta, Magnoliopsida, Asterales, Asteraceae.